CUUCACCACUGUUUCCUUUGUGCAAUGGAUGGUGGGCAUCUGAGGAGCCUCCCACUUCUGCUUUUACGUGUGGCCGUACUACCAUGAGCAAUUCUACUCCAUCCACAGCUAAUGGCAACGAUAGCAGAAAAUAUAAAGGAGACCGAUCUCCCUGUGGCCCUUCCCGCGUCCUCCAUGUCCGCAAGGUUCCCAUUGAGGUCUCCGAGGCAGAGGUCAUCUCACUAGGAGUCCCAUUCGGAAAAGUCACUAACCUAUUGAUGCUUAAAGGGAAAAACCAAGCUUUCAUAGAAAUGGCUUCUGAAGAAGCAGCCAUCACCAUGGUCAACUAUUACACUGCCGCCACACCCCACAUCCGCAACCAGCCCGUCUACAUCCAGUACUCCAACCACCGUGAGCUCAAGACCGACAACUUGCCCAAUCAGGGGAGAGCUCAGGCAGCGCUCCAGGCCGUCAAUGCAGUGCAUUCUGGGAAUAUGACUCUUUCUGGGUCUGCGUCAGGCAGCGAUGGCACCCUGAUGCCUGGACAGAGUCCUGUCCUACGUAUUAUUGUAGAGAACCUCUUCUAUCCUGUCUCUCUGGAAGUGCUUCACCAGAUCUUCUCUAAGUUUGGAACAGUCCUGAAGAUCAUCACUUUCACCAAGAAUAACCAGUUCCAGGCCUUGCUACAAUAUGCAGAUCCCAUAAAUGCACACCAUGCCAAAGUGACUUUGGAUGGCCAGAACAUCUACAAUGCCUGCUGCACUCUGCGCGUGGAGUUUUCCAAGCUAACCAGUCUGAAUGUGAAAUACAACAAUGACAAGAGCAGGGACUUCACACGCCUGGAUCUGCCCUCAGGAGACGGCCAGCCCACGCUGGACCCCGCCAUGUCUGCUGCCUUUGGGGCUCCAGGGAUCAUCUCCUCGCCGUACGCCGGGGCAGCUGGCUUCGCACCGGCCAUUGGUUUCCCCCAGGCCCCAGGUCUGUCCAUGCAGACGAUGCCCGGUGCUCUAGGACCUCUAGUCCCCACCUCAGCAGUGGCCGGACGCAUGGCCAUCCAUGGAAUGGCCCCCACCGCGGUCCACUCUGUGCUCCUCGUCUCCAACCUCAACCCUGAAAGCAUAACACCUCACAGUCUCUUCAUCCUAUUCGGAGUCUAUGGAGAUGUGCACAGGGUUAAGAUUCUGUUCAAUAAGAAAGAGAAUGCCUUAGUACAGAUGGCCGAUGCCACACAGGCACAGCUUGCCAUGAGCCACCUAAACGGGCAGCGUCUCCAUGGUAAAGUCAUACGGGUGACCAUCUCAAAGCACCAGACGGUGCAGCUGCCCAGGGAGGGUCAGGAGGACCAGGGCCUGACCAAAGACUUCAGUGGGAGUCCACUACACCGCUUCAAAAAACCAGGCUCCAAGAACUUCCAGAACAUUUUCCCCCCAUCCGCCACUCUUCAUCUCUCCAACAUCCCCCCUUCCAUAACAGACGACAUUUUGAAAGACCUGUUUGCUAGCUCUGGAUACACAGUGAAGGCCUUCAAGUUUUUCCAAAAGGACCGUAAGAUGGCGUUGAUCCAGCUGGGAUCCGUCGAGGAAGCCAUCCAGGCCCUGAUCGACCUCCACAACCACGACCUGGGAGAGAACCACCACCUGCGAGUGUCUUUCUCCAAGUCCACCAUCUAGCAACUCCACCUGCUGACUCCUCAGGAGCUCUCCCCUCAGCAGUCUGACUUUUUAUUUAAGAGUGACACGGAGAGCCAGAGCAGCACGCCCAUAGAUAACCAUUAAUCUCAAAUCGGAUAGUUUAGACAUUUUGCAAAGAACGAAACAGAGACUACUACACGGCCCUCAGAAAGAGACUGAGGGC
Chanos chanos (milkfish) is the source of this 1833-nucleotide messenger RNA. RefSeq names its product polypyrimidine tract binding protein 3 (gene ptbp3). Lineage: Eukaryota; Metazoa; Chordata; Actinopteri; Gonorynchiformes; Chanidae. The transcript is spliced from 14 exons. Gene Ontology annotation, biological process: mRNA processing. Gene Ontology annotation, molecular function: RNA binding. The record is from RefSeq and is a predicted model, not a curated record. Bases 84 to 1649 code for a protein of 521 amino acids. Gene Ontology annotation, cellular component: nucleus.